AGCUCGUGGGAAAGCAUGGACCCCAGGCCUACCAGCGGCACGUUCGUGCUCGUGGCCACCGGCGGUCUGGGCUCGUGCGCGCCGUCGCGCGUCGGCUACCGCGCCGCGUUCCCGGCGGAGGCGGCGGAGCCCUACGCGGUGCUCCAGGCCGCCGGCGCGAAGCCAGGCGCCGCGGGCGCCGUCAUCGGGCGGCCUUCGGCGUGCGACCCCGGCGCCGACGCGGACGGCGCUGCCGCGGACGGCGAGGUGUCGCCUGUCGCGGGCGCGGCGGCGGCUGCCGGCACGGCCGCCGCGGACGCCCUGGCUCGCCAGGAUCGGCGCUCGGCGCCGCGCGCUGGAGGAGUGCUCCGCUGCUGGCCGUUGCCGCGGGCGGGGUGGUAUCGGCGGCGCUGCUGCGGCAGCGGCCGGCCGCGCUCGAGCUGGCGGACUUUGUGGGCGGGCUGGAUGCGCAGCUGCCCGAGCUGCAGGACAUCCUGCGGCAGAGGCUCCCGGCGACCGUCGGCGACUGCGGGGCGGCCAGCUCCUCGGGCGCCGUGCCGCCCUGCGCGGCGAUGGAGCUGUACAACGGCUCGGCGGGCGGGCUGCCCAUGCGGGUCUGCUGGGUGAACAACUUCCAAACGAUCCGGCUUGGCGCCCUGGAGCUCCGCAGGCCCGUCCCCGUGGAAGCGACCGCCGCGGCCGCUGCCGCGGGGCGAGACGUGUCGGUGCAGGGCGAGGGCGUCCGGGUGGCCCUCCUCACCACGGGCAGCAUCGGGUCCCUGAACAUCAGCCUGUACAUGGGCGACGAGCACCUCGCCUGGAGCUGGCAGGAUGUCCUGGCGCCCCCUUGCGCUCGCCGCCACCUGUGGAUUGGCUGUUUCGCCUGGACGCGGGUUGCCACACGGGCAUGCCCUUCUUCCGCGACGUGGGCGCCUCGAUGGGCAUCCCAUAUGACCGUGCGCCUGUCGAUGUCCACGCUGAACCGAGCGCUGGCGGGCAACCUGGAAGCCCUGCGGCACCUGAUGGACCCGGCGCUGCCCGAGGUGCUCGGCGACUGCACCCGGGCGCCCGCCGAGCUGCAGUGCCUGGAGAACGGCUCGAUAUACGUCGGGAAACAGGGCUUUACGUCGGUUGCGGUGCACUACGUCGAGGGCGUCAACACGAUGCGCAUCUCAUCGGCAAGUUUUCGGAUUAAUUCGUCGGACUUGUUCUUUGAUUUCGAGGGCGACUGGGAGAAGAUACAGCUCACCGUCAAUUCACAUGCCUUCAGAUUCCCUCAGGAGUGGAGCAACCUCCCCUGGCGGCUCAGCAUUAUGAACAAUUGUUCAAGCAAUGAGCUUCCACGCGUAGUGUCCGUCCACGUUGGGGAGAUGCCCAUCAAGGUCAAGGUUUUCGGAAUGUCAGCAAAUACUGGAUUCGAUAUUGCGGACAUGUUCGCGGAGCGGUUUAGAUACAACGUUGAUUUCUCACUAGAGAAUGGGUCUUUGGUUAUGCCUUGCGCGAGAGGCGCUGACCUUGAACUGAACAUAUCUGCUAUGCUGGCUCAGGCGGUGCAGGAGCAUGUGGCACCCUUCCUGACCGAGGAACUCAUCGAGUGGCAGGGCAGGGCGUGGACACUGCCUGGGCUCGUCAACAGGUUCACGGAGAUGGAAGCCUCGGGUCUGCAGCUGCAGUGUUAG
This is a messenger RNA of Prorocentrum cordatum, 1658 nucleotides long. The record is from the annotation of a GenBank genome assembly. Lineage: Eukaryota; Dinophyceae; Prorocentrales; Prorocentraceae.